GCCAUAAUCAAUCUCGCACACUCUGCGACCCUGCGAGUUAACUUGGGAAUAAUGGAGGGGAAGACGAGGGAAGAGGUGGAGAAGAGCGGGAUGAUCGACACGUGGUUGAGGAAGCACCGACUGAUUUACACCGGAGCUACCAGACACCCUUUGAUCCUCAGCAUUCGAGAUGGGACCGUUGAUCUCUCCGCCUACAAAAGAUGGCUGGGACAGGAUUACAUAUUUGUUAGAGCGUUUGUCCCAUUUGUAGCAAUUGUAUUGAUUAAAGCUUGGAAGGAGUCCGAUGAUGCUGCGGAUAUGGAAGUCAUGUUGAGUGGUAUGGCAUCUCUAAAUGAUGAGAUUGCGUGGUUUAAGAGUGAAGCUCCCAAGUGGGGUGUUCAACUGUCUGACAUUGUCCCUCAGAAGGCAAAUCAAGAAUAUUGCCGAUUUCUGGAGAGUUUGAUGAGCCCGGAUGUCGAAUAUACUGUAGCUAUCACGGCGUUUUGGGCCAUUGAAGCCGUCUAUCAAACAAGCUUUGCAGUUUGCCUGGAGGACGGCUCCAAGACCCCAGCAGAACUGAGGGAGACUUGCCAAAGAUGGGGCAAUGAUGGUUUUGGUCAGUACUGUAAUUCUCUAAAGAAAAUUGCUAAUCGGCGUCUAGAGAAGGCAUCCGAUGAUGUGCUCACGGCAGCUGAAGUAGCAUUACUACGUGUUUUGGAACAUGAGGUUGAUUUUUGGAAUAUGAGCCGCAGUGAUGCCUGAUCAGCCUUAGCUUCAGAAAUCUCAAAUGAUAUGAGCUGUAUUUUGUUGAUACUUUCCAGCAGAUGCUAUGACAAGCUGCAUCGGAUUGACCAUAGGCUCCAGAGUCUUCCUCGGUGCAUUUGCCGAGAGCCCAAGAAUAUUUUGUAUAAGCGAGUGCAAGCAGCUCAAACGCUGAGCCAAGCUCAUCUUUUCAGCUCUCAAAACGUUGUUCUCCGACUCGUUGGCAUGCCAUCCUUUCUCUCUUUCAGAGCAGAGUCGGUUAUUGUUCUCAAGCUCUCUCAACAGCCUGCCCUUUUCGUUGGCCAAGUCUUCCACCAUCUUCUGCUUCUUCAUUCGCGACCGCCUUGCCGACUCUCUAUUCGACACCAUUCUCUUCCUUUUCUUCUCAUCCAUUGAUGCGCACUUCGCAUCAAUUUCAGACCCCAAGCUCGUCACUGCUUGUGUGGUUGACAUCUUUUCCUCUCCACAAAGUUUAGCUUAAAGAAAAGAGAGAAAUAUGAAGCUUGUUCAAGAAAACACGUAGAGCCAAUAUAGUAAAAGGACUGACACAGAAUGGUAGAGAAGGACAUGAGGAGUGAAGUUCAUAUCACAAUUGUAUCUCUACAGAUAAAUCGCAAAAACCACAGAAAACAUGACCAAAUUGACGGAAAACUUGGAAUAUUGAAGCAUAGAGAAUUGGAAAGAGUGAAUAAUAGAAGAGAGCCCAGAGAGGGUGGAAGAUUUGAAGGCUGAGGGAAUGGGGUAUUUAUAACAACAGGGGAGUUGAUCUCUUAACUCUUAUCUCUAAAUUAUUCUGGAUUUAUGUGAAUUAAAAUGAAAAGUGGAGGGAAUAUUUGCUGGAAAAGCGUGAGAAAUUAGUUUUACAGUUGUGUUGCGUGAUAGUUAUGGAAGUUUAUUAGUAGUAUUGUUUCUGAAAUAUCCUUAUAUUUCUUCUUUUUUGUUGGAGAUUAGAUUGAUAAUAACAGGUUGUGUUUUAAGUACAA
This is a messenger RNA of Alnus glutinosa, 1724 nucleotides long. Its product is annotated as probable bifunctional TENA-E protein. NCBI's taxonomy places the organism in Eukaryota, Viridiplantae, Streptophyta, Magnoliopsida, Fagales, Betulaceae. The transcript is spliced from 4 exons. The record is from RefSeq and is a predicted model, not a curated record. Bases 52 to 741 code for a protein of 229 amino acids. Gene Ontology annotation, cellular component: cytosol.